AAUGUUAAAGGAAUUAGAGAAAUAUCGUGUUCCUGAUAAUUUUACUGGUGCUCGUUUAUAGAUUGCAUGCACAUAAAUAAUUGAUAGUUGGGUAGCUUUGAAACUAGCUUUUGAACAUUAAACAUAAACAAUCCAAGAGAGUCCUGAGAAUAUCAAAAAGCUAAUGGCUUACUAAUUAGCAGCAUAUAUAUACAAUUGCGAGACUGAAAUAGAUGACUUAGUAUAAUUUUUAUCAGUUUAUUUGGAAUAAUACUUAUAGUUGAUAAUUGAAGAUAAUUCAGAUCGAUAUGUAUAAUGUUGUUUUAAUAUUAAAAGAUUGCAGAGAGACUAUUGGAUGUGUUUAAUGAUUUGGAAUAAGAUAAAGAGGGUAAGUAUUUGAAGUUGCUAGAAGAUAUUAGAGUAUAUAAUGAACAGAAUAAAAAUGUUAAACAUGUGGCUAAUAUUGAAGAUUCAGAUGAAGAGUCUGAAAAUGAUGAACCUCCUUAAUUGGUUCAAUAAUAGUAGUAAUAAAUGCAAGUUGAAGAAGAGGAAGAUGAUGUUGAUUCGGAUGGUUAUGAAACAGUUAAACCAAAGAAAAGGUACAAUAAGCGUAAUUGA
Paramecium pentaurelia is the source of this 597-nucleotide messenger RNA. NCBI's taxonomy places the organism in Eukaryota, Ciliophora, Oligohymenophorea, Peniculida, Parameciidae. The record is from the annotation of a GenBank genome assembly.